UUAGCAAUGGCUAUUCUUCAGCCUUUCAGUGCCUUGCUGCUUUGUCUAUCACUGAUGAUGGCAACAAGUUCACUUACCACAGAUAAACCUGAAGAGAAAAUGUAUUCAUGUCCCAUCAUUCAGUGUAGUGCUCCUGCAGUCAAUGGAUUACCAGGCAGAGAUGGAAGAGAUGGUCCUAAAGGAGAAAAGGGAGAUCCAGGAGAAGGAUUGAGAGGUCUGCAGGGUUUGCCUGGAAAAGCAGGACCUCCAGGAUUAAAAGGAGAGGUGGGACCACAAGGAGAGAAAGGUCAAAAAGGAGAACGUGGAAUUGUUGUAACUGAUGACCUGCAACGACAAAUAACUGCUUUGGAAGUGAAAAUGCGGGUACUGGAAGAUGACUUAAACAGAUACAAAAAAGCCAUGAUUUUAAAGGACAUCGUGAACGUUGGUAAAAAAAUGUUUGUCUCAACUGGGAAGAAAGAUAAUUUUGAAAAGGGAAAAUCCCUUUGUGCAAAAGCUGGAGGUGUGCUUGCCUCUCCUAGGAAUGAGGCUGAGAAUACAGCUUUAAAAGACUUAGUUAGCCCUUCAAGCCAAGCUUAUGUUGGGAUAUCCGAUGCACAAACUGAGGGCAGAUUCAUGUACCUGAGUGGUGGGCUUUUAACUUACAGCAACUGGAGAUCUGGAGAACCAAAUAAUCUGAAAAAUGAAGACUGUGCAGUGAUAGAAGGCUCUGGAAAAUGGAAUGAUUUAGACUGUUCAAAUUCAAAUAUCUUCAUUAUUUGUGAAUUGUGAGCAGCUGAUAAAUCGAAGAAAAUCAAUCCAACUUUCUUCUCUCGGUUGUGUGGUUGUGUAGAAGUUUGUCACUAUAUUGCUGAAUAGAACAAUCAGAACCAGAUCAUAUUUACAGUGGUUUUCUUUUUGACAUCCGGUCUUGAAUCUCCUAGUGAAACAAACCUAUUUGUUCACUCACUGUGAAUUAAUUUGUUUACCACAUGAUAUGCUGAGGAUCUUACGUUUACGCUGUAGGCUUCAGAAAGGUUUAACUCCAUGUCAGCUCCAGUAUAAUCCCAGGACUGGGUGCCUACUAACAUUUGAAAUGUGUUUUCCAUUUCGUGCCCUAGCACGAUCUGGCUUCUUAUCUUUAUCUGCACUUUGUGAAUCACUGAACUUAAAAUGUGAACCAAAAUACAUUUCACAC
Phasianus colchicus (ring-necked pheasant) is the source of this 1177-nucleotide messenger RNA. It is a transcript of the gene SFTPD, whose product is annotated as surfactant protein D. NCBI's taxonomy places the organism in Eukaryota, Metazoa, Chordata, Aves, Galliformes, Phasianidae. The record is from RefSeq and is a predicted model, not a curated record. Gene Ontology annotation, cellular component: multivesicular body.